GUUAGACCACUGGUGAACCCGUGCCAAUCUCACAUUCCACUGUGCAUUCCAAUGUUGCGGCCCAUCCAAGACAUCAUUUACGGUUGUAGUCUGCAUGUGGUUUGGUUGUCAGACAGGAACGUGGCUUGGCUCAACCACUACGACGUAGUGGCUAAUAGUGGCUAUAGUGGCUAUAGUGGCGGGGUUCGUAGGAGUUGAAUCAGAACAAACCCCCAAAACUUAUUGCUAUUUAUACACAUCAUUGCAGUUUUGUAAUUUCUCGCCCCUGUGAGAUCCGUCAUUGUUCUCCUCCACUUCAUCGUGCAUCCACGAUCAACAGGGGCCUGGCAAGGACUGGUAACAACCAACAAGGCUGCGCCGGCUUUCUAGUGGCAUACUGGUGGUAUUGGUGUCACUUGUCUAAAAACUUUACAAACAGACCUCGGGCCGCAAAGCUUCAAGAAGUUCUUUUAUUUCUUUAAAGACCUCCCCGCUAGAAAUUUCUGGCUUCGCUUUUGAUAGUUUUUAUCCGAUAAAUGCAGAGCUCCUGUUUGUUGAGGCUUGUGCGCAAGAUCCGCCAAGGAUAGACCCUCCUACUGCGGGUACUUAAUAUAAAGUCAAUAGAUCAAUAAUCUAGACGAAGAUGACGACUCCAAAGCAGGAAGACCGACCACAGCUCGGCGCCACAUUCUAUCCUGGAGGACUCGACGGUUUUGACAUGCCUGAGUUGAUAUCGCCAGCUCCCCAGAGGGUAAUGCCCGAGGUGCCUUCCAAUAUGCAAGAGGGACUCGCGCAUCUCGAACUCGAGGCAAAUCCGUCAACGGUGUCGCCGAUCCAUGAGCAGUAUGGUGCCAGUCGCAAUAUAACAUAUCAACAAAGCAACGCCCCGCAAGGGUACGCGGCGAGUUAUGAGCAGGCGGGCGCCCCUGGAUACCAGAACAACCCCUCACAACCGACGAUACGCAGGGACGGCGAUAUGCCGUUACCCUCCCCGUUCCCGGGGCUGCAGAACCCAGGGCCAAACGUGCCGCUGACGGACGAUCAAAUGGAAGAGGAGCUGGAACAAUGCAGGGAGAAGGUAGUGGGCUCAAAUGACCCGGAGAGGCAGUUGAGAUGGGCACAGGAUGCACUACACUGGUCCGACAUUGCAAUCCAGAGCCGGCGCCGAGCUGCUGUCGGUUCGACAAGCAGGCCUACUACACCAAAUGUCGAGCGCCGGAUCCGCGAUGAUGCCCUGAACAUCACCAAGUUCCUCGCCGAGCAAGGCCACCCAAAGGCCGAGUUCUUGAGGGCAGGCUGGUACGAGUUUGGCAAAUUCGGCUUUCCCGAAGAUGCAAAGGAGUCGUUCGCAGGAUACAAGAGAGCGGCAGAGAGGGGCUACGCGCGAGCUGAAUAUCGGAUUGGAACUCGGUACGAGAGCAGCAAAGAUAUGCCGCGAGCCGUCAAGCACUACCAGAACGGAGUGGCACAGCACGAUUCGGCUUCAAACUACCGUAUGGGUAUGAUGGCAUUACUUGGCCAGCAUGGACAGCCGCAGAACUACGAGGUUGGAGUUAGGCAGGUGAAAUAUGCUGCGGAUACAGCAGAUGAGAACGCUCCGCAAGGUUCAUAUGUUUACGGAAUGCUUCUCGCGAGGGAACUGCCGAACAUCUCACUCCCCGACUUUGUUUUGGUAUAUGAUUUGGAGCAAGCAAGACACUAUGUUGAGCGAGCUGCGUUACUCGGGUUUUCGAAGGCACAGCUGAAGAUGGGCUCGGCUUAUGAGCUUUGUCUCUUGGGCUGCGAAUUCAACCCAACUCUUUCACUGCAUUACAACCGCCUGGCAGCAAGCCAAGGUGAGCCGGAAGCCGAGAUGGCUAUCAGCAAGUGGUUCCUCUGUGGUUUCGCAGGUGUUUUUGAGAAGAACGAAGAAAUCGCCUUCACGUAUGCGAAGCGCGCAGCCCAGCAAGAACUUCCUACUGCUGAAUUCGCUCUUGGUUAUUUCUACGAGGUUGGACUGCAUGUACCGAUGGAUCUUGGUCGAUCCCAAGAGUGGUAUCAGAAAGCCGCAGAUCACGGCAAUGCGGAUGCUGUAGCUAGAAUCGACGCCCUUCGUCUGCACAGGACCUUAUCCAGGAAAGACCACGAACAGAUGGCCAUCACACGCAUCCGAUCGCAAUACGGCUCUCGCAAGGGCAAGAGGCCCGAUCACCUGGCGCAGAAAAUAGCCGCCCAACAAGCCCCAACGCUCCCAGUGAUGAGCGAGGAGAGAGACGACUCGCCGCGCCCAGUCAGCGUUUACCCGCCCAGAAGCAGUUCCGUCCAGCCACAGCAGCCACCAUUCCGCGUGAUAACCCCCGUACCAGACUCCAACGCCCGACUCUCACAGCAACAGCAACCACCAUUCCGCGUGGUAACCCCUGUGUCUGGCGAUGUGAGACACGGGGGCUCUAUGCCCAGCUCGCCACUACAUAGCCAUUACAGGUCAGGCUCGGGAGGUAGCAUUGGCGGGACACCUAAUACAGCGCCAUACCCCGAGAACGACGUCGCGCACCCGAUACAAGCAAACCCCAACCUGAGACCACUGUCAGGACCGCCAGCUGACCGACCCAAUUCAGCUUUCGGAAUCAAGCCUCUGCACCCUAACCAUUCCUUUGGACCUGGUCAGGACCCAGCUCGUCGCCCUAUGAGCGCCGUGGGAGAUUUGCAAUCCCAGCAACGACCACACCCAGCCCAGGGAGGCCGAGGCCAGCCAGUUGUUCCACACCAGCCGAAACGAGAGGGACCUACCAAUAAUGACUGGGAAUCCCAAUAUCGACUCCCUUACAGCCAACCACAACAGCAGGGCGACGGAAGGGGUAAACUCCAGAUGCAAGGGGCUCCGGUAAACAAACCUCACCCACAAUUGCCACCGCAGCAUGGUCAGCAGCCUCCUCAGCACCUACAGCCUCGCAACGAUUAUUCGCAGCAGAAUAGGCCAAAUACAGCUACGAAUGAGAGGACCUACUCCGCUCAGGCGCCGCUGAAGCCGCAUGCUCCUGGAGGCCAGAGCGGAGAUAGGCCUGUGUCCUCGGCUGGUGGCAACGGGCAAGGUGUAUACCCAUCGAGAUAUUCCUCGAUUCCGCCUGGAGCUGGGGGACCGGCUGUGACGAUAUCACCUGCUCCGACGCCGCCAAUUGCGAAGCCACAGCCGCCGCCGAAGAAGGGACCGCAGACUUUUGAGGAGAUGGGGGUUCCUGCUGCUUCCAAGGAUAGUGAAUGCUUGGUUAUGUGAAACAACCAACCAUAAAAAAAGGACGAAUGAUGAUGAUUUACGAAACAACAGUCCAUUUUGAAGACUUUGUUUUUAUCUGGGAACAAUAGAAGGGUAUAUGCAUACAUUGGAGACAGAUUUUGUUCAGAGGUUUAUUCUGUAUAAAGUAUAAUGUUCUUUCUUGGCCCUUUAUUUUUGUUUAUUUGGGCAUUGAUUUGAUACCUACCUCCUUUCUACGGUGGUUUUUGGCAUUGAGAGAGGGUCGUUUUACAUAGUUUUUUUGGUCGUAGUAUGGGGGUGGUAAAUAUAGGAUUGUUGUGUAGGUUUAGCUCUCGCCUCGUCUCGCCUGGGGGGUGAAGUUAUAUGGUCUUUGUUUGCCAGAUUUGUUCAUCACAAAUUCAGUCCACUUCCAUCUAUCUAGCCUUUUAUCCCAC
Messenger RNA from Pseudogymnoascus verrucosus, 3645 nucleotides. RefSeq lists its product as uncharacterized. The transcript has 3 exons. The record is from RefSeq and is a predicted model, not a curated record. The coding region runs from base 623 to 3232 and encodes 869 amino acids. Gene Ontology annotation, molecular function: protein binding. NCBI's taxonomy places the organism in Eukaryota, Fungi, Ascomycota, Leotiomycetes, Thelebolales, Thelebolaceae.